This is a messenger RNA of Corythoichthys intestinalis (scribbled pipefish), 2097 nucleotides long. It is a transcript of the gene foxc1b, whose product is annotated as forkhead box C1b. The transcript has a single exon. Gene Ontology annotation, biological process: regulation of transcription by RNA polymerase II; cell differentiation; anatomical structure morphogenesis. Lineage: Eukaryota; Metazoa; Chordata; Actinopteri; Syngnathiformes; Syngnathidae. Gene Ontology annotation, molecular function: RNA polymerase II cis-regulatory region sequence-specific DNA binding; DNA-binding transcription factor activity, RNA polymerase II-specific. Bases 207 to 1577 code for a protein of 456 amino acids. The record is from RefSeq and is a predicted model, not a curated record.
UGUUUCUAGCUCUCUCUCUGAGUGUAGCUCCUCUGACUUUACUUUGAGCUUCGGGUUCCAAAUGCUAACUGUAGAGGCCCGAAGAGUUUCAGGUUCACUGCUGAGAGCCGUGGCCCUAAGUGGACUGACCGGCAAGGCCAGUAGAAGAGAAAGCAAAAGUUGAACGCACGCAGGUUUGGAUUUGGUUUUACGCAUCGACCUGCAGGAUGCAAGCGCGCUACUCCGUCUCCAGCCCGAACUCUUUGGGGGUCGUGCCGUACAUCAGCAGCGAGCAGAGCUAUUAUCGGACAGGCGGCGGCUACGCCGGCAUGCCCGCGCCUAUGAGCAUGUACUCCCACGCGGCCCACGACCAGUACUCGGCCGGCAUGGCCCGCGCGUACGGCCCGUAUAACCCGCAGCACCAGCCGAAAGACAUGGUGAAGCCGCCGUACAGCUACAUCGCUCUCAUCACCAUGGCCAUCCAGAAUUCACCGGAGAAGAAGAUCACGCUAAAUGGGAUAUAUCAGUUCAUUAUGGAGAGAUUCCCUUUCUACCGGGAUAACAAGCAGGGCUGGCAGAACAGCAUACGCCACAAUCUGUCGCUAAACGAGUGCUUCGUCAAAGUACCCCGCGACGACAAGAAGCCCGGCAAGGGCAGCUAUUGGACCUUGGAUCCGGAUUCUUACAACAUGUUCGAGAACGGCAGCUUUCUAAGGCGGAGGAGAAGGUUCAAGAAGAAGGAUGUGCAGAAGGAUAAGGACGAGCGGGAAGCCGGCAGAGAGCUCCACGCGGGCCGCACCCCGGCUCGGGAGCAGGAGCCGCCGGCGCACAACUCUCAGCCCGUCCGCAUCCAGGACAUCAAGACUGAGGACGGGACGUUGACGCCGCCUCGCGCCGCGUCUCCGGUUCUCAACGCCGCCCCUAAAAUGGAAAGCCCGGACAGGAGCAGCAGCGGCAGCAUGUCCAGCGGCAGCCCGCACAGCGUUCCCUCUAGCCGCUCGCUGAGCAUGGACGGGCCGGAGCAGCACCACCACAACCAGGUAUCCGUGCAGCAGGGCUUCAGCGUAGACAACAUCAUGACAUCCCUGCGGGGGUCUUCCCACGGGGAUCUCUCUCCCUCCUCCUCCUCCUCGACGUCCUCCUCACGGACAGGUAUUAACCCCUCCCUGGCGCUCAGCUAUUCCCCGAACCAGGCGUCGUCUUACACGUCCACCACCAGCACCUGCAAUCAAAACUCCACGAAUUCGAUCUAUCACUGUAACAUGCAAGCCAUGAGUCUCUACGCCGGGGAGCGAACAUCCGGAACCGUGGAUGAGGCUUUGCCUGAUUAUUGCGUCACCACCGCCGCGAACCCGAGCCUGCAGGAGGGCCACACGGGCCGGCUCGCCUCCUGGUACGGCGACCUGAGCCACUUAAGUGCGGGCUACCCGUCCCAGCAGCAGAACAUUCACGCUGUCAGGGAGAUGUUCGAGUCCCAGCGGAUCGGACUGAACGGCUCCCCCGUUAAUGGGAAUAAUAGCUGUCAGAUGGCCUUCCCGUCCACUCAGUCCAUCUACCGUACCGCGGGAGCUUUUGUGUAUGACUGCAGCAAAUUCUGAAAGCCGUGGGAUCGCUUUCAAAUAAUAACGAUAAUAUAUACUUUCACAUUAUUUUGUAUGUAUGUAUGUAUGUAUAAUGUAAAUUGACGCCCUGAAUGGACAAGAGCGAUGCAGAGAUUAUUUUUUGCCCAGGCGCUUAAGCACCAAAAACACCUAAAUUUAUUCUUCUAUUUAAAAAAAAAACAACAACAACAAACAAAACAAAAAAAGAAUGGUUAAAAAUAUUAAGCGUCUUGACACGACUGUAAUUCAUAUUCUAAUAUAUUUAUAUUUGAAGAGACAGUGAUAGGUUACGUUUCUCUCAAAACGAUGUUUUGUCAAAAUGAUAUGAUGCCUUAAACUAUCCCUGUUAAGUCUAAUGGGGUUAUUUUAUUCAUGUUUCAUUUGUCAAUGCAUUUUUAAGGCGUUAUUUUUUGUUUGUUGAAUAAAGUGCCAUGCUUUUAAUCUGAUGAUUAAUUUUUAAUUAUGACUGGAUAAAAUGUCGUUGUCCUAAAAGUGCCCAACAUUAUAUAUAUAUUGA